UUCGGGUGCUUUCUUUGUAUCAGAUGCCGGAUGAGGAUUACGUUAAGUUGCAAGAGGCGGGAAAGCUGGAACCCAUUCAGCUGCGAAAGACUACGACUUUGCUUCUUGACCCUGAAGCACCACUGUGGAAGAUAGGACUCUCAAACCUCAUAUUCGCAUUCACUGCGAAACGGGAGCUCCAUAUUCCGUAUGCCUUGUUUGACGGACGACCCAAUUCCUAUCAGUUUGUCCAUGGGGGCCGUGUUGAGGCAACUUCUGAAGAUCCCGUAAAGUUUCUCCAUCAGGAAUUCCGCCGAUUGAUUAAGCCUAGAAUCCCGCUGGGGACUGAUGAUUAUUGCAUUCAAGUUUAUGAGCCGAGAGAAGCGUUACAACCAAGCAUCUUAAAGGAUCUCAAAUUGGAUGACAACUCCUUUGAAGACAAAAGCUGCCAUUUUUUCUAUCCAGGGAAGAAAUUGUCAGAGUGGGAAGGCCGAAUGCUCUUAGUUGUUUUUCAGAUCUCUCCCUGCUCUGACAGUUUGGGAUGCUAAAUUCUGACACUCACUUUUGCUUCUGAUAAUGUUGCUUUCGCAGGUUGUAAAUCAUCAGUAUUUGGCUCCUCAACUCGCUGAAAUGUAAUGUUUGUUGUGCUCCCUUUUAUGCUAUCGAACCAAUUUCUUGUUCAAUGAAUUGUAUGUUUGCAUUUAAUGAGACUAA
This is a messenger RNA of Cantharellus anzutake, 693 nucleotides long. RefSeq lists its product as uncharacterized. The record is from RefSeq and is a predicted model, not a curated record. The transcript is spliced from 5 exons. NCBI's taxonomy places the organism in Eukaryota, Fungi, Basidiomycota, Agaricomycetes, Cantharellales, Hydnaceae. The coding region runs from base 24 to 527 and encodes 167 amino acids.